UGAAUCUAAAGAAGUCAUUGAUACAGAAAAUAAUGAUUUAAAAAACAAACAAUUUGAUGAAUAUUUCGAUGUUUUGAUAUAUGAGAAAAUUAAUAGCGAUGAUAAAAUCCAAAUCGAUAACAAAGAUAUUGAAAAUAUAACUAAAAUAAAUAAAGGGAAAAGGAACAUUGAAAUUGGAAUUACACCAGAAAUUGAAAAAUCAUAUUCAGAUGAUGAAAAUCAUGAAGAUAGUGAUAAUGAAAGUAUAGAAAUUAUUGAAAAAACUAAGAAAAUAAGAAAGAAGCAAAUUAAGUAUACAUCAGAAGAAAGGCCGAGUAGAUUUAAGAAAAUAGAACUUAUAACUAAAAACACUUUAAACAUGGAAAGGUUUUAUGAUACAAGUGUUGUUAAUGAAAAAGUAUUACAAGAUAUAUUAGAUAAUGGAAUGUCAAUGAAAUAUAAUGGAAAAUAUAAAUUUAAAUGUGGAAUUUGUAAUACACCAUUUUAUAAGAAAAUUAAUCUACAAAGACAUACUAUUUUAACACAUCUUCCUGCAAAAGGGCCAUAUAAAUGUUGCGAAUGUGUUUAUGAAACUCAAUAUAUAUCGGAAUUGCAUGAACAUUGGCGGAAACAUAGGGUAUAUAAAUGUCGUCUAUGCCCGAACUCAUUUGUGACUGUAACUCAAAUGAUACGGCAUUUACAACAGACGCAUAAACAUAUUUAUCAAUGUCUGGAGUGUAGGAAAGAGUUUUACACGUAUCGGGAUAUAUUUCUUCAUUACAAAGAAGCACAUAACCAAAGGACAUGUGAUCAUUGCGGGAAGGCGUUCAGAAGGAAGAAACUUCUAGAACAACAUAUGAUAUAUCAACAUUUACCGAGGAAAUGUGAUCAUUGUGGUGAGAUUUGUAAAUCAGCUCAUGGGUUGGGAGUUCACAAACGUAUCUGUCGUCCUGAGAAACAUUUCAAAGUUAUAGUACCGGAAUUAUCAUACUGUGUGGAAUGCGACAAACAAUACGAUAGUAUAGAAAAAUAUCAGAACCAUCUCAGAUCUGCAGUACUACAUAACCCACCUGAACCAGUCAAAGUCCCCUGUCCGGAAUGCGGGAAAAUUUUUAGUAGAAAAUUGUAUAUGAACAAUCACUACAAAUUGUUCCAUAUGAAGAAAUCUAAACAUUAUUGUGAAAUUUGUAACAAGUAUUUUAUAUCGGCAUUUUCGUUACGUAACCAUAGAAAAGGAGUCCAUGAGAAGAAAUAUCCGCCCAAAGACAAGAUAUGUGAUGUCUGUGGAAGAGGUUUUAGGGCAAAUAGGAUUCUUAUUCACCACAAACGUACUCACACUGGAGAGAAACCUCACCAAUGUGCGUAUUGCCCAUCGGCGUUCGCACAAAUUACUGCCAAAAAGACACACGAAAGAACACAACAUAAUGUCAUUUGAAAUAAAUAUAAAAUUAUCUGAAAACUGGCUAAAAUACAAGGAUUAUACAGUUGUCGAUUUAGUGAAAUCACAUUUUGACCAAUGAGGGAGCAGCAAGUGUACUGGGAAUGUCGACAUUUUUCUAAUUUAGAAAAGAUAGUUGGAGAGAAUUGCGAUAGAAGUUGGGAAUUUUUUACUUACUGGUAACACUAGAGGUGUCCUGUCAAUGUCAAAAAACUGUCAUAAGACCCUUAUAUGUCUAUAAUCAUACAUUUACGCGAAUUUAACUGUUUGUGGGAAUAUUAAGAAUUCAUUUUUGACUUUAUGCUGUUUCUAGCAAAAACUAGAUAUAGUCAGUAGUUACCUAUAGUUUUAUUUAUCAGUAUAUUUAAUAAAAUAAAGCAAAUAAAACUUAAAUAAUU
Messenger RNA from Papilio polytes (common Mormon), 1815 nucleotides. RefSeq names its product zinc finger protein 254-like. Bases 359 to 1414 code for a protein of 351 amino acids. The transcript has 7 exons. NCBI's taxonomy places the organism in Eukaryota, Metazoa, Arthropoda, Insecta, Lepidoptera, Papilionidae. The record is from RefSeq and is a predicted model, not a curated record.